AUGCUUCUCUGUUCUGUGUCUCCAGGUCAUUUUUAUUGGUUGGAACCAGAACAUGCAUUUCAUCCUCUCCAGCCCUAUGACAUGAGCCGCAUUGCACUCGCUUUCCUCCAGGGCUCCUUCGCUUAUGCAGGCUGGAACUUUCUUAAUUAUGUAACAGAAGAGCUCAUUGACCCCUACAGGAACCUGCCUCGUGCAAUCUUCAUCUCAAUCCCUCUAGUCACUUUCGUCUAUGUAUGUGCGAAUAUUGCAUAUGUUACAGCUAUAAGCCCUCAGGAACUGAUGGCCUCCAAUGCUGUUGCUGUGACAUUUGGUGAAAAGCUGCUCGGGGUGAUGUCGUUGAUCAUGCCCAUCUCUGUGGCUCUGUCCACCUUCGGAGGGCUUAAUGGUUCCCUUUUCACGUCAUCUAGGUUAUUCUUUGCAGGUGCGAGGGAAGGGCAUCUUCCCCGUCUGUUGGCAAUGAUUCAUGUGAACCGCUGUACACCCAUCCCAGCUUUGCUUUUCACUUGUAUAUCAACUCUGCUGAUGUUGUGCACCAGUGACAUAUACACCCUCAUCAACUAUGUUGGCUUCAUAAACUACCUGUUUUAUGGGGUCUCUGUUGCUGGACAGAUUGUGCUUCGCAUUAAAGAACCAGACAUACAUCGGCCAAUCAAGGUGAGCUUGGCAUGGCCAGUAAUUUUCCUGAUUUUCUGGACAUUCCUUGUAUAUCAACUCUGCUGA
Messenger RNA from Sinocyclocheilus anshuiensis, 720 nucleotides. RefSeq names its product large neutral amino acids transporter small subunit 2-like. The record is from RefSeq and is a predicted model, not a curated record. Gene Ontology annotation, molecular function: L-amino acid transmembrane transporter activity; neutral L-amino acid transmembrane transporter activity. Gene Ontology annotation, cellular component: membrane. Gene Ontology annotation, biological process: amino acid transmembrane transport; neutral amino acid transport. Lineage: Eukaryota; Metazoa; Chordata; Actinopteri; Cypriniformes; Cyprinidae. Bases 1 to 720 code for a protein of 239 amino acids. The transcript has 7 exons.